Molecule: messenger RNA, 1850 nt
Organism: Lacerta agilis (Sand lizard)
Lineage: Eukaryota; Metazoa; Chordata; Lepidosauria; Squamata; Lacertidae
Gene: SLC2A4RG
Product: SLC2A4 regulator
Exons: 9
Coding region: 169-1797 (542 amino acids)
Biological process (GO): regulation of transcription by RNA polymerase II
Cellular component (GO): nucleus
Molecular function (GO): RNA polymerase II cis-regulatory region sequence-specific DNA binding; DNA-binding transcription factor activity
Source: RefSeq, a predicted model, not a curated record
GUCCGGGGGGAGCCUCUCUCUCUCUCUCUCUCUCGCUUGGCUGGCUGGCGGGAGGGAAAGUCUCGGAGGCAGCGCGGGGGGCUUCACCCCGCAAAGCUUCUGCGGCGGCCCCCCCUCGCCCUCUGCGGGGAAGGGGGCUUGCGGCACACCCCCCUCUUCACCCCAGUCAUGGAGCCCAAGCCGCGUCUUUUCAAACGCCUCGCCUCCUCCGGCGGUAGGAUCUGCUCCCCGCCGCCCGGCUUGACGUCCGCGGGACCCUGCUGCCCCGACGGCAGCCCCCCGGCGCCCGGCUUGUGCUGCGGGGUGAUUUCCGCCUCCUGCAAACCGCUCACCUCCCCGUACCCCCCUUCCUCCUCCUCCUCCGAGACGUCCAGCAACGCUGUCUACACGGUGCUGGUGGAAGACCCGGCGUCGAUCCGGAGGAGGUCCCGGCGCAGGAGCUGCGAGGACGGCGCCGGCAGGAGCUCCCCGGCCGGCAGCAAAGGCAGGCUCCAGCUUUUGCAAAAGAGUCCUGCCCACUGCAGUGGGAAGGGGCUUCCGGCGGAAGCGGAGCCGAUCGAUGGGAGGCCGAGGCACCUGUCCGAUCCCUCUGUGCCGAAGCGGCCGGAGGAAGAGGAGGCGGCACUCCGACUGCUGGACCAGGGGCCCCUGCAUCAAUCAGCCUACAUCCCAGUGCCCAGGCAAAGAAAGUUGUCUGAGAAGGCGGGGAUUGACGAGGUCAUAGCGGCUGCCGUCCUCACGAGUCUGUCCACCAGCCCGGUUGUGCUUAACAACCCACCCAACGGUUUCAGCGCAGAAACCAACGGUGAUGUUUGGAAGGAAGUUCCGGCCAUGUCCUCCAGCUGCAGCAGCAGCAGUAACAACAGCGGCGACUGGAGCUGGGACCCUCCCAGUGACCUCUCCACCCCUUCGACGCCGUCUCCACCGCUGUCCACGGAUGCUCCCGCCAGCUUCCUUCCCUCGCUGCAGUCGGAGCUGGAGGAGACCGAGGCGACUCACUUCCUGUUUGGUGACCCCAUCCCCAGGAAGAGGAAGAACUCCACCAAGGUGAUGUUCAAGUGUUUGUGGAAGAACUGCGGGAAGGUGUUGAGCAGUUCCUCUGGGAUGCAGAAGCACAUCAGGACCACCCAUCUGGGAAGGAAAGCUGACCUGGAUCAGAGCGACGGGGAGGAAGACUUCUACUACACGGAGCUGGACGUCAACGUGGACUCCUUGACGGACGGCCUGUCCAGCCUGACCCCCGUCUCCCCCACCUCCUCUGUGCCCCCGGCCUUUCCCACCCUGGAGGAGGUGCAGCAGCCAGAGCCGGGGGCUCCUUCGUUCAGUCCAGACAUUUCCGCGGCGCCUCACCCGAGCCAGUUGGCGCACAUGGCCAUCCUCAGCCAGUCGGCGCCCACGAGCGUCUGCCACAUCCAAGCCGACCAUGCGUACCAGGCAACGGGUCCUGCCGGCGUGCUGGCUGAUCUGAAAGCGCCACCCACUGGAAUGGAAAUCAGCAUAUCAUGGCAGCAGCCAACAUUUUUCCCACCUCUGCCCCCUGUCCUUUUUAAAAGCCCCCCGGGCUGCCUAACCCCUAUCCGGCCUGCUGACAUAGGAGAAAAGCGCCCACAGGCCCCUCCUGUGCCCGCUGCCAAGGGGCACCCAUCAGUGCCCUCUUCCAUGCCAAAGCCUGCCACGGGGACAAGGAAGCCUCGCGGCGAGGCCAAGAAGUGCCGCAAAGUGUACGGGAUGGAGAACCGCAACAUGUGGUGCACGGCCUGUCGCUGGAAGAAGGCCUGCCAGCGGUUUGUCGACUGAGCCGAGUCUCCCUGCGGGCCCAGCUCCGGGGAGGACGCCCGCCUGGGCUCUCC